Exophiala viscosa is the source of this 2478-nucleotide messenger RNA. RefSeq names its product fungal-specific transcription factor domain-containing protein. The transcript has 4 exons. NCBI's taxonomy places the organism in Eukaryota, Fungi, Ascomycota, Eurotiomycetes, Chaetothyriales, Herpotrichiellaceae. Gene Ontology annotation, cellular component: nucleus. Gene Ontology annotation, molecular function: DNA binding; zinc ion binding. The coding region runs from base 1 to 2478 and encodes 825 amino acids. The record is from RefSeq and is a predicted model, not a curated record. Gene Ontology annotation, biological process: DNA-templated transcription.
AUGUCUGAGAACAACUUUUCUGACGAAGAUGGAAGCCAACUGCGGUCAACAAUCGCGUGCCAUGUUUGUCGGAAGCGCAAGCAAUCGCUACAACAAUGCGAGUACCCGGAGAGACCUUUGCGACCGGGCCCCAAGAUUGGAUCGACCCAGAAUCCUCGAAAACGGAAGAAUCGAGCUAGUGAUGUCGACAAAGAGCAAUCACAGCAGCAUGCGGGUCAGUUACCAUCACCUCCUCAGCAAAGUCAUUCGGACACGUCAAAAACCGGACCUCCUACCUCUCAGGACGUCUCUGAGGCACCCGAGUCACCUGGCCGACGAGCGACGGAUAUUCAGACUCUUGGCUUCAUUAUUCAUCCGUCGCACGAAUCGUGCUCGCCGGAAAAAAGGAAGGACGACAGUCCAGGGAGCAACAGACACAGUCAACAUGGAAGCUAUGUCACGUCCAGCUGUUAUGCACUGGGCUUCAACCCGGCACUUUUAAAUCAUUUCAUCGAUAAAUUUUUUGAGAACUUCACCUCGUUUCAGCUCUUUCGUCCAGGAGACCUUCGCUCGUUGCUCCAUUCGGUCGAGACCUCAAAUCAAUGCAAAGCUCUUCUUGCAGCAAUUCUGCUCUUUGCCACCAAAAAUCAAGACGAGGAGGACGAUCCGAGUCUCCAGCAGCGGCAACACAACCUUUCCAGCUCUCACCUGGUCGAUCAGGCCCUGAAACUUGUUGACCAGUCGUUCUACGAAUGUGAAGAUUCUCCAGUUUCCCUACCCCUGCUACAGGCAGUAAUUCUUCUUACCCAUUGGUUGCUGAUUCAAGGAGUUCGCGGAAGAGCUUGGAGAUACCUUCGAGUGGCAGUCGGCAGCGCCUACGAACUCAACAUGCAUCUCAUCGAUGCGAACAAGCGCGAAGAUGACAAGAUCGAUCCGGAUGUGUGGUGCGAGGAAGAAGAACGUCGUCGAGCGUGGUGGGCUAUCUGGGAAAUGGACGUCUUUGCAAGCGUCAUCCGUCGUUGUCCAACUGGGAUUGAUUGGUCUCAGAACGAGACCUUUCUUCCUGCCGAGGAUGAAAACUGGUAUCGUGGUGAACCGCAAAAGAGCUGCAUUCUCAGGCAAGACCUCGUUGAGAGAUACAAAUUUCUCGAAGCCUCGGGCAACAAAUCUUCCAAAGCCUGGUUUAUCGUGGUUAAUUCCCUGAUGAAAGACGCACAGAAAAUCACCAGUCCAAUUGGAGUGGACAAAGACCCAUCUCCCGUAUGCCAUUCUGGCGACAACCAAUUCAAUUCUUCUACUGACGACAGUCUUCGAAAACCACCACCAUGCAAGGAGUCGCUCAAUCGGCUCCUCAUGAUCUACAACACCCUUCAAUGCACGACUAUGGCGCUCCCACGGUCUUCGAAAUAUAGGAACCAGUAUCUCAGCUUCGGUACCCGCGAACUCGACCCUCAAAUGGCCCUGAAAAGUCGACUUCAGGACAGCGCCAUCUACAGCAUCCAUUCUAUGGCACAAUUGACGAAGUUGAUGAUCUCCAAGUACUACCUCUUCAACAACGACCUGAGAGGACUCUCCAAGAAGGACCCGCGCCGCCGCACGGCAAGGACACAAGCUCUGGAGCAAUACUCUGAGUCCUCCGACGAAAUCGUGUCCCUAGUCGGCCGGAGUUAUGAAGAGCAAUACAAAUUCGUCAAUCCCUUCAUCGCCAACACAAUUUGGCUUGCUGGUGCUGUGCAAUUACUGUAUCGAGAACUAGCACCACUCGACAAGUCAGACAGAGACUACACCAGUUCGAAGCUGGACUUGCUAAGCAUGACAUACAAUAAAUUCGUAAAGUACUGGAAUAUGUCGACUACAUUGCAGAAGAACCUCGAGGUCGUUGAAAGUGAGAUUCGCAACCUCCAAUCCGAUGGACGAAAGCCCGAUUCCGGAAGCCGAGCCCGAAGACCAUCGGCUGCAAGGAGGAAGUCGUUCAAAGAUCCUGCCGCAAUGGCAGCCACUGGUGAAGUAAGAUGGGGACAAAUUCAACAUGAAGGUAGACACGAACCUUGUCUCAAGCAUUGUACUAUACUGGCACAGACUGACGCAGAAUCGCUUAUAGUGGGCAUUGGUCAACUUCAGAACGACACAGCCAACGGCCAGAGAGGUCCUUGGCCGACGGUUCCUGGCAAGGCAAAUAACCUGUUCCGUGACGCCUCGGCACAAUUCGAACAAAUGGCUGCAAAUUUAUUUAGCAAUGCUUCAGCACCGGGACCGAAUUCAAACGACGUUGAUGCUUUCCUCGCAUCAAACACUACGACGAUGGCGCAAAUGCCAGUCAUGAAUCAGCCGAUGCCCAGUAGCAACGGGAUCGGGACACAGGGAGAUCUUCCUCUAUUUGCAAGUACAGGCACAGAAGCAGAGUUGUCGCCGGACUUCUACGUUGGAGAUCUGAGUGCAGCGAAUCCUGAUCUAUCUCAAUACUUUGGUGAUAUACUCUCUGGUGGAUACAUGGCUUGA